Molecule: messenger RNA, 1525 nt
Organism: Rhipicephalus microplus (southern cattle tick)
Lineage: Eukaryota; Metazoa; Arthropoda; Arachnida; Ixodida; Ixodidae
Product: chromobox protein homolog 3 pseudogene
Source: RefSeq, a predicted model, not a curated record
AGCAAUAGUGAGCGCCGCUGCAUUCCAUCGUUCAGUUGCCCGUAGGCCUAGCCAGAGCCGUUACGUUGUUACCGGCGUCUCUGUGACUUGCGCGUUUCGCCAUAACGCGCUUCUUUCUUUCUUUUGUUCGACGAGUUUUCAACGGUCGCAAGCUAUCCUUCGUUUCUCGGACGCAUUCGGUGUGCAUGGCGCGCGGAUUGGAUUAUUAGCGCCUACCUGAAGCCGUCGUCUUCACAGCGACGUUUUGACUCGCGCUUGGCGCGCAACGCUACACACUCAACCGGGCGUCCCCCACCACCCAAUGGAACAAACCGGCAAGAGGACCGACAAGAAGAGAACGCACAAAGACGGCACCCCGGGGGAACCUGAGGAGUUCAUCGUUGAAAAAAUACUCGACCGGCGCGUGAGGCAGGGCAAAGUCGAAUACCUGCUUAAGUGGAAGGGAUUCGGUGACAGCGAGAACACUUGGGAACCUGAGGAGAACCUCGACUGCCCGGGUCUCAUAUCGCAGUUCGAAGAGAAGCGCAAGCGAAAGGCCGAGUCACAGUCGACCAAGAUGAAAGACGACGCCGACGCCCCGAGCCGCAAGAAGAAAAAACAGGACGGCGACGCCAAGCCACGUGGGUUCGACCGCGGCUUGGACCCGGACCGAAUCAUUGGAGCCACGAAAUCAUCGUCCGGUGAACUGAUGUUCGUGAUCAAGUGGAAGGAUUGUGACGAGGCUGACAUAGUGCCUGCUCGAGUCGCAAACAUUCGCUGCCCGCAGGUGGUGAUUCGUUUCUAUGAAGAGCGUCUCGCUUGGGACACUUAAUUGCGGCGGGCGAGACGAAGACACCUCCGAGAAGGCGGCCAAGGCUUAGCAAGCUCGAAUGGAGGGAAAAAACAAAAUGCCCGCCGUUGAUCAUCCACCGGCUGCAAAUUAGCUCGUCCAGCGUUUCGCUCUUGUUCGAAAUGGGUGGACUGGGCUAACUCUUCCAAAACCACUGCGUAGCUCCUGUUUUUCUUUGUGUUCUCCUUGUGGUAUUUUUUUUCUCUUUGCUUUGAGUUCUUUUCAGCCAUUCGUUCCUCUGUUUGUGAGUUCUUCAAUGCUGUUUUUAUCCGGACUCCCUGCAUCGGACACUGUGCGGUGACAAAACCAACUGACUGUUUUUUUUUGUUUUUUUACGGUGCCGUAAACGUCCAAGCUAGGACUUUUUUCCGUGCCUACGUAUUGGCUUUAUGAAAAUAUGUAACCUCAUAUGCGCGGGAACUUCACAGCGCCCGCAAGGCUUGUUGGUCGACGUUUACGAAGUUGAAAAACAAAAUCCAUAGCUUUCAGGCAACGAAAUGUGAUCCACCGUUUGAGAUGUUUGUCUUGACCAGGUUGCGGCCUGUUAGCGUAUAAUCCCCCUUUUCUUUCUUUUUUCAUUAUCUUUUUUCUCGCUACUCGUUCACAUAUCUGGUUUCAAUCGUUCGUUGUGUUGUUGUUUGCUAUUGUACAAAACAGGAGCUCUCAUUAAAGAACUUUUUUUGAACCCUUGACAAA